Gloeophyllum trabeum ATCC 11539 is the source of this 1598-nucleotide messenger RNA. RefSeq names its product DAO-domain-containing protein. Gene Ontology annotation, cellular component: cytoplasm. Gene Ontology annotation, molecular function: oxidoreductase activity. The coding region runs from base 1 to 1494 and encodes 497 amino acids. The transcript is spliced from 7 exons. The record is from RefSeq and is a predicted model, not a curated record. NCBI's taxonomy places the organism in Eukaryota, Fungi, Basidiomycota, Agaricomycetes, Gloeophyllales, Gloeophyllaceae.
AUGAUGCUCUUCAAAAAAUACCAUGCUUUCGCUUUGUCUAUAGUCUGGGCGCAAAUUGCAUGUUCUUCACGAUUUGAGGACCAGAAAAUCCUUAGUCAAUCCCUCAGGCAGACCGAAUUCUGCUCAUCGGGAUGUCUGCCCGUCGCCAACUCAACGAAGUCAUUCUGGAUCGACUCUCCAAAUGCCAAUCCUCUAGCUACGGAAGGCAGUGGAGGUACCCUUACUACAGACGCAGACGUCUGUAUAAUCGGGUCUGGGAUGACUGGUGUUUCAACCGCGCAUCACCUCUCCGAGCUGCUGGAACGCAGUUCUGCCCCUCCGCUCAAGGCAGUUAUCUUCGAGGCAAGAGACUUCUGCUCUGGCGCGACUGGCAGAAACGGAGGCCACUUGACCCCUCGCGCCUUUCUAGAGUUCACUACCUAUGCUGAGCUUUAUGGCGAGGAGGAAGCCAUGAAGUCACUCACUGUGGAACACCACACAGCAAGCGGUAUUGUCGAUAUCAUAGAAUCCCACAACCUUACAGUUGACCUCGAUCUUGUCGAGGGUGGUCAUAUUACUCUGUUCUUUACCGAAGAGAGUGAGCGAGAGGCCAGGAUGGACUAUGCAGCUGCGGACGCGGCUGGGGCCGACCUCAAUGACGUCGAAUGGAUGACCCAAGAACAGGUAUCAUCUAAAUUUGGGGCACGGUAUCCUGGCGUCAAGGUCCCGGCGCACAAUCUGUGGCCUCUAAAGUUCGUGACAGGAAUGUACAACAUCACGAAGCUCAACUCGAGCAAGUUGUCACUACACCUCCAUACCCGUACUCCCGUGACAUCCAUGUCGCCUCUGGAGUCAGACCCAAGAGACUCCCUGUCUCGUCGCUGGAAGCUUACGACGCCCCGGGGAUCAACCUCUUGCACAUACGUUGUGCACGCGACCAACGCCUACGCAUCUCACCUCCUGCCCCAGAUGCGUGGCGAUCAAGGGAUUGUGCCUACACGCGGCCAGAUAGUCGCAAUUCGGGCGAAUGCAUCUGCAGAGGAGCUCACCAAGGCGUCAUGGAGCGCAGAGCCCGGGACCGAAUACUGGUUCCCGCGGCCAGUGAACAGGACGACUGAGCAUCCCUUGGUAAUUCUCGGUGGUGGUAGACACCUCACCGGGCCCAAACGGGAGAGGUACGUGACCGACGACUCGGCUCUGAAUCCUGUGAUUAGUCGCGCUCUGCGGGAGUACUUGCCAGACGUAUUCCCGGGUAAGUUCGAUCCGGACCAGGAACCUGAGAUGGAAUGGAGCGGGAUCAUGGGAUAUACCGCCACUGGGGACCCUUUCGUCGGACCAUUGGGCGACGGAUAUGGCGGUCAGUACGUCGCCGCAGGGUUCCAUGGCCACGGCAUGCCCCGAGCUUUCGCCUGUGGGGAAGCUGUGGCCCAGAUGAUCAUGUCGAAUCUCUCGGGCGAGACAUGGUCCCCUCCCGACUGGUUACCACGCAGGUAUUUGACUUGGGAAAAGACCUAAUGUCUGACCCUGUCCGAAGACGAAAUACGUCGAGUAUCUGUCCGUGUAUCUGAAAUCUUGUAUGCGACCGGUGACCCUGUUACCUCGAUCGCUGCGGGUCUCGC